GAAAACUUGUGUGAACACAAGAAAAACACAACACUCUAUCAAUCAUGUCUUCAAAAUCAGCUCUUAUUUGCGUAGUUAUUCUGGUUUUCAUCUCUACUAGUCAUGUAGUCCAUGGAAUUGGAGUGAGUCUUCAAUUACAGGGAAUUUUGGCUUGCUCCGCGACGGGAAAUCUUCCAGGCAACGGAAUCCCUGGAGUACCUGUCAAUAUUUUACCUGUUGGAGGUAACACAACCCUUGCAACAGUGGUCACAGGUCCUGGGGGCAACAUUAGUGCUACAAUUAGUCCUCCACAGGUUGUGUCAAACAUAUUAGCUUCUUUAUUAGAGGGUAUUGUUGCAGUCGUUAAUCUCCCAAUUGUUAAUGCUAAUGUGAAUUGUCCUGCUCUUCCUACCGCAGGAAUCCUUGUAGCUCCCAUCACACUCGUAGCUACCACUAACAGGAUUAUUGGUGAACUAGUGAUAUUACUACAAAUGGGGGGUUUUACUUUGAUGUAAUAAGUAUCAUAGUGACCUAAAUAAAUAUGUCCUAUUACUCAUAUCAUAUGGAGUGAGUAUAAAAGGUCAUGAUGUCUCUAUGUUAACAAUUAUUAUUAUUAUCUAAUAAAUGGUGUCACUGGAUUAUUAACUA
Solanum tuberosum (potato) is the source of this 627-nucleotide messenger RNA. RefSeq lists its product as uncharacterized. The transcript has a single exon. The record is from RefSeq and is a predicted model, not a curated record. The coding region runs from base 45 to 494 and encodes 149 amino acids. Lineage: Eukaryota; Viridiplantae; Streptophyta; Magnoliopsida; Solanales; Solanaceae.